Telopea speciosissima is the source of this 2238-nucleotide messenger RNA. RefSeq names its product cellulose synthase-like protein G2. Gene Ontology annotation, cellular component: plasma membrane; trans-Golgi network. NCBI's taxonomy places the organism in Eukaryota, Viridiplantae, Streptophyta, Magnoliopsida, Proteales, Proteaceae. Gene Ontology annotation, biological process: cellulose biosynthetic process; plant-type primary cell wall biogenesis. The coding region runs from base 1 to 2223 and encodes 740 amino acids. The record is from RefSeq and is a predicted model, not a curated record. The transcript has 6 exons. Gene Ontology annotation, molecular function: mannan synthase activity; cellulose synthase (UDP-forming) activity.
AUGGGGAGCACAAGCAUCUCUCCCUUAUCCCCUCCUCCUCCUCCUCCUCUUCACACUCUUUAUCCCUUGCGUCACACUUAUUUAAACCGUGCAUUUGCAUUACUCUACACGUGUGCCAUAGUAGCACUCUUCUAUCACCACUCACUCAAACUCCUCCAGUACUCCACCUCCUUCAUCACCUUCUGCUUCUCCCUCACCUUUCUUCUCUCUGAUGCCAUCCUCGCCUUCAUGUGGUUCACCACUCAAUCCUUCCGGAUGUGUCCAGUCCGCCGCCGGGAGUUUCCAGAGAACCUCCUUUGUUUUCUAAAGGAGAGUGAGUUUCCGGCGUUGGACAUAUUUAUAUGUACAGCUGACCCAUAUAAAGAACCACCCAUAAACGUAGUCAACACUGCUCUAUCGGUGAUGGCUUAUGAUUAUCCGGUGAAGAAGUUGUCAGUUUACGUUUCAGAUGAUGGGGGUUCUGAGCUUACGUUGUUUGCUUUCAUGGAAGCUGCCAAGUUCGCGACACACUGGUUGCCUUUCUGUAGGGAGCACAAGAUAGAGGAGAGGUGCCCUGAUGCUUAUUUCAGGUCUAGCCACAGGUGCACUGAGACUCAGAAGAUGAAGAUGAUAUAUGAAACCAUGAAAGCUAAGGUUGAGAGUGCAAUGGAUAGAGGGCGAGUUCCGGAAGAGUACAUUGCCAGUGUAACCGACCGUGACUCCUUCGACAAGUGGACGGCUGGAUUUACUCGUCAUGAUCAUCCCACAGUCAUUCAGGUUUUGGUGGAGAACGGAAGAGAAAAGGACACGAGGGGCCAUGAAAUGCCAAACCUUAUGUAUCUUUCCAGACAGAAGAGCAAAGCCUCUCCCCACCAUUUUAAAGCGGGUGCCCUAAACGUCCUUCUUCGUGUGUCAGCUGCCAUGACAAAUGCACCAGUGAUUCUAACCUUAGACUGCGAUAUGUACUCAAAUGAUCCGAAAACUCCUCAUCGGGUGCUAUGCUAUCUCUCAGAUCCUGGACUCGGUUCAAAACUAGCUUAUGUUCAAUUCCCCCAGCUCUUCCAUGGGAUCAACAAGCAUGACAUCUAUGCUGGUGAAAUGAAGCGUUUGUUCCAAAUUAAUCCGCAAGGAAUGGAUGGGCUAGCCGGUCCUAAUUAUGUUGGCACAGGAUGUUUUUUCCAUCGACGGUCUUUUUUUGGACCGCCAUCAUCGCUAUUGUCCCCUGAGAUCCAAGAAUUACACCCGGAUCAUGUCUUGAACAAGCCGGUUCGGUCUGAAACAAUUUUAACAUUGGCUCACCAUGUGGCAAGUUGCAACUACGAGAAUCAGACCAAUUGGGGCAUGAAGAUAGGGUUCAGAUACGGAUCCUUGGUCGAAGACUACUACACGGGUUAUCGGCUGCACUGCGAGGGCUGGAAAUCAGUGUUUUGUUAUCCUGAGAGAGCAGCUUUCCUUGGUGAUGCACCCAUCAGCCUUAGUGAUGUGCUGGGCCAGAUCAAGAGGUGGUCUGUGGGCCUAUUAGAGGUGGGCUUCUCCAAGUACAGCCCAGUUACCUUUGGUAUUCCAUCGAUGGGCUUACUAAUGGGCCUUUCCUUUGCUCAUUAUUCAUUCUGGCCCAUUUGGUCCAUACCGGUCACAUUCUAUGCCUUUGUUCCGCAGCUGGCUCUCAUCAAUCGUGUCUCCAUGUUUCCAGAGGUAUCAGACGCUUGGUUCUAUCUGUACAUGUUCCUUUUCUUGGGAGCCUAUGCACAAGAUCUACUAGAUUUCUUAGUAGCAGGAGGAACAAUCCAAAAGUGGUGGAACAAUCAAAGAAUGUGGAUGGUAAGGGCAAUCUCACCUUACCUAUUGGGAUCCAUAGAUUACUUUCUUAAAUCAAUUGGCAUCUCUACAUUUGGAUUCAAUGUGACUAGCAAGGUGAUCCAUGAAGAACAAAGUAAGCGAUAUGAGCAAGGUAUUUUCGAGUUCGGAGUUGCGUCACCCUUGUUUGUACCACUAACAACAGCUGCCAUAAUCAACUUGAUCUCAUUUCUAAAGGGAAUAGCAGGAGUUUUCAGAGAUGGAAACUUAGGGGAAGUAUUUGUGCAGUUGUUCAUAUCUAGUUUUGUGGUGGUAAAUUGUUGGCCAAUGUAUGAAGCUAUGGUUUUGAGGAAGGAUGGAGGAAAGAUGCCUGCAAAGACUAUAGUGACGUCCGCCUUACUAGCAUGGAUUCUUUACACAAUAGCAUCUCUUAUAUUAAAAGCUUGAAAUUUGGCAUUUUAA